Messenger RNA from Loxodonta africana (African savanna elephant), 7429 nucleotides. RefSeq names its product F-box protein 10 (gene FBXO10). Bases 2627 to 5575 code for a protein of 982 amino acids. The record is from RefSeq and is a predicted model, not a curated record. NCBI's taxonomy places the organism in Eukaryota, Metazoa, Chordata, Mammalia, Proboscidea, Elephantidae. The transcript is spliced from 11 exons. Gene Ontology annotation, biological process: ubiquitin-dependent protein catabolic process; regulation of apoptotic process. Gene Ontology annotation, molecular function: protein binding.
UCCUGGCAGAGGCUGAGCGUCUGGUCCGGCUUCGGGAAUCAGGAUCCUGAAGGGACCGUGUAGGCUGUCCUGGGGUCGCCCGCGGCUCCGCGCUGCUGCUCUCUCGUUUGCCUGCACCUGGAGCCAUAGCUCUGCCUUGGUUUCCCCUCCUGUAAAACAACCUGUCCGGGAGGGUGAAUCUCCGCGGUUGCCUUUAGCCCCGAGGUGUUGCAAGUAAGUGAAGUCGAAGAGGAAGAUGCAGACUUUUCAGAUGGGAUGCCCCCUCAGCUAGGAACCCAGGAGGGAGCUUGGGGCCAGGCUUCCUUACUUGCUACGGCGCUCAUGAGUUUUGUACAAAUUUUAAGCUUCUGGGAGACUCGGGUUCUCCGUCUUUAAAGUAAAGCUGACAACCCCUGCCCAGGCUCCCUCAUAGGACUACAGGGAAGAACAGAAGGGAAAGCCAUUUAAAGAACUGGAACUCUGGAGUCAGUCAGACCUGGAUUCGGGUCUUAGUUUUGCCACUUAUUAGCUGUGUAACCUUGAACCAGAUAGAUUCCUCAUCUAUUAAAAGGAGAUAAUAAUAAUAAUACUUAGCUCAUGCAGUUGCUGUGAGGAUUAAGUUUAAAGGGUUUAGAACAGUAUCCAGUACAGAAGUGCUUAAUAGUGUUAUUAAUACAAGUAUUAUUAAAUUAACAAGCUAGAGAAUGCUCCACGUGAGGAGUUUUUAGUAGCAGUAAUCAUACUUCAGCUUCUAGAUCUUUAAUCCUAAAAACAGUGUUGUUUUGAUUUUCUAAGAAAGGGGGCUUGUGGGACCCUCCCCUCUUUACUCUUUCUGGGGCCCCUUUGCCUUCCCUUUUAAAAUUGGCAUGUGAACCUGUUGUUCCUACGAGAUGAGUCAGGCAGGAUGGGAACAUUAAUUUACUUGAGCAGAUGGGUAUCAGAUUCUCUCUGAGGGGAAAGAAAAGUGCCAGGCAUGUGCUGCCACUAAAAAAAAGCACAGUAAGUGAUUGUCAGAGCUGGAAGAUGCCUGGGAAACCAUCUCAUCCAGCUGCCUGCUUUUGCAAAUGGAGAAACUGGACCCUGAAUGAGGAUAGGACUUUGAUUUUGCUCAGAUCCCAACAGUGCUGGCACUGGAUGGUGGAGAGAAUGCACGUUUUACCAGGCACUGUGCUUUCCCUAAGCUCUAACCUUAAUUCUUCAUUUAUUUCACUAGUAUUUAUGGAGCGCCUACUGUGUGCUUGUACAUCUACUAGGAGCUGGAGAUAGAGCCAUGAAUAGCAUGGACAGGGUCCCUGCCCCAUGGGGCUUUUUUCAUACCUAGCUAUGUUAGCUUGAGAUUAUAAAAAUUUCCUUUCUGGUCCUCAGUACAAAUUAUAGUAACAGUAAGUUCCAACUGCCAGUGAAUUUGCUUCAUAGGUAGCAGCUGGCCCCAAGGGACAGAGCACACAGAGAGGCCCGAAUGGUUUUGUGAUCCUUUGCAGGAGGGCGAAAGCCUGGUGAGGUUUUAUAUAUGGGAGAAAAUGCUACUUUGUCAGGGCUUUUAGGAAGGGAUUUCCUUCUGGCCUGGAAUACUUGGAUUUCUUUGUGUUUUUAAUUUCAGGCCUUUUAUUUUAAGAUUUCUGAAAACAUCCGCCCUCUCUGUCGUGCCUGAAUUUUGGUUUCCAUGGUUAUCAGGGCAGUUGUAUUUUUAUAGCACAGGUAGCUGUUAAUCCAUGGUCAAACAGUCACCAGUUGGCUGUGGGUUUCUGUUUUCUGGUGGUGGUCUCUGUUUUUGUUUUUCAGUUGCAAUGCUGUCAUCCCUCCCUCCCUCCUUUCCUCCCUCCCUUCUUCCUUCCACAAACGUGCACUGGUAGCAGGGCCAAGAGUAGUGGGAGUAAGUAGAGACAGAGAUAAAAAACAUAGACGGUGGCCCUAGGGACCUCAGAACCUUUAGGGGGAUAAAACAGAGGGCACACACCCACCUUGUACCAUGUGCAAGGGACAGAUCAAUGGAGUCUCUGAUAAAGGUGUAGAUAGUGAGCCAACAAGAGAGCUCAGAGAUGGGAGGGAUGGUGUCCUGGGCAACUAAGAAGCUAUUGCGUACUGAGGUACUUUUCAAGGAAGAUGUGGAAGAAACAAGUCUCAUUCACAUAGUAGUAAUAGAUGGUUCAAGAAGCAAUUUGUUCUUUCAUUUUGCUUUAAUGAAUGAACCUUCUUGUCACCUAUCAUGGACUUUGACUGAAAUGCCUCCUAAGUUCUCUCAUUACCCUCUUUCUGUUAGCUUAGUGUUUUAAUAGUUUCUCCUCAUAUCUAAGUAUUUGCUAUUGUGUACAUAAAGGUACAUACACAAAAAGAUAUUUGAUUAAGAUUUGGUCUAUUUCAGUUGUAUGUCUCAUUUCUCCAGUUGAGUUCCAAUACAGUAUUAUAUUAAUAAUAAUUAAUAUUUAAUUAUUUUUCCAAGUAAUCUCCCAAGUACCCUAAUGCCCUUAUUAGUGAGAAUUCAGAUGUCUCUCUCCAAACCCCCUGGGAGCUCAUACAGUCCAAAGGGGUCAGUCUUACUUCCACUCUCCAGAGAGAGAACUGCGAGUCUGAGCAGUCCACCCACGUUGUUAUUUCUGACACAGCUACAUGGUAUCACUGUUGAAGAGCUGUCCUGACCGGUCCAAGGAUGUGUGGUCACUGCUGCUCAACGCCCUUAUUGGACCAGAUCCCUGCCAGCAUGAUCCCAUGCUUGGAUUCCAAGGCGACCAUGGACGCUGGUGGCCUCCCCCUGGAGCUGUGGCGUGUGAUCUUAGCCUACCUGCACCUUCCCGACUUGGGCCGCUGUAGCCUGGUAUGCAGGGCCUGGUACGAGCUGAUCCUCAGUCUCGACAGCACCCGGUGGCGGCAGCUGUGUCUGGGCUGCACCGAGUGUCGCCACCCCAACUGGCCCAACCAGCCUGAUGUGGAGCCUGAGUCUUGGAGGGAGGCCUUCAAGCAGCACUACCUUGCCUCCAGGACAUGGACCAAGAACGCCCUGGACUUGGAGUCCUCUGUCUGCUUUUCUCUGUUUCGCCGGAGAAGGGAACGGCGUACACUGACUGUCGGGUCAGGCCGUGAGUUUGACAGCCUGGGCAGUGCCUUGGCCAUGGCCAGCCUAUAUGACCGGAUUGUGCUGUUCCCAGGUGUGUACGAAGAGCAAGGGGAAAUCAUCCUGAAGGUGCCUGUGGAGAUUGUAGGCCGCGGGAAGCUGGGUGAAGUGGCCCUCCUAGCCAGCAUUGAUCAGCACUGCUCAACCACACGCCUGUGCAAUCUCGUCUUCAUGCCGGCGUGGUUCUCCCCCAUCAUGUAUAAGACAACAUCGGGUCAUGUCCAGUUUGACAACUGCAACUUUGAGAAUGGACACAUCCAGGUCCAUGGCCCAGGCACAUGCCAAGUGAAGUUUUGCAUCUUCAAAAACACCCAUAUCUUUCUGCACAACGUGCCCCUUUGUAUCCUGGAAAACUGUGAAUUUGUGGGCAGUGAAAACAACUCUGUGACCGUUGAGGGCCACCCAUCUGCAGAUAAGAACUGGGCCUACAAGUAUCUAUUAGGGCUUAUCAAGUCCUCUCCCAGUUUCCUCCCCACAGAGGACUCUGACUCUUUAAUGUCCCUGGACCUAGAGAGCAGGGACCAGGCCUGGAGCCCAAGGACCUGUGACAUUGUCAUUGAGGGCAGCCAAAGCCCCACCAGCCCAGCCUCUAGCUCCCCAAAGGACUCCAAGGCUGGCUCACAGGAGGCAGAGGUGGCCAGCGAUGGGGAAAGGGUGGCACAGACCCCAGACAGCAGUGAUGGAGGCCUGAGUCCCAGCGGUGAGGAUGAGGACGUGGACCAGCUCACGUACAGACUGUCCUACCAAGUGCAGGGCCCUCGCCCAGUAUUGGGGGGCUCUUUUCUGAGUCCACCACUGCCGGGAGCAUCCAUUCAGCUGCCCAGCUGCCUAGUGCUGAACUCACUGCAGCAAGAGCUGCAGAAGGACAAGGAGGCCAUGGCCCUGGCCAGCUCUGUGCAGGGCUGCCUCAUCCGCAAGUGCCUGUUCCGGGAUGGGAAGGGGGGUGUCUUCGUUUGCUCCUGUGGUCGAGCCAAGAUGGAAGGAAAUGUCUUCCGGAACCUGACUUACGCAGUACGGUGUAUACACAAUAGCAAGAUCGUCAUGCUCAGGAAUGACGUUUACCGUUGCAGAGCAUCAGGCAUCUUUCUUCGCUUGGAGGGUGGAGGCUUGAUCGCUGGCAACAACAUUUAUCAUAACGCAGAGGCUGGCGUGGACAUCCGGAAGAAGUCCAACCCACUCAUACUGUGUAAUCAGAUCCACCACGGCCUUCGCUCUGGCAUUGUCGUCCUUGGUAAUGGGAAAGGCAUCAUCCGAAACAAUCAAAUAUUUUCAAAUAAGGAAGCUGGCAUUUAUAUUCUGUACCACGGAAACCCAGUUGUGAGUGGGAACCACAUUUUUAAGGGCCGUGCUGCUGGCGUAGCAGUGAAUGAGAACGGCAAAGGCCUCAUCACAGAAAAUGUCAUCCGCGAGAAUCAGUGGGGAGGUGUGGACAUCCGUCGUGGAGGGACCCCUGUCCUCAGGAGCAACCUUAUCUGCUUUGGCUAUUCAGAUGGCGUGGUUGUGGGAGACGAAGGCCGAGGGCUGAUAGAAGGAAAUACCAUCUAUGCUAACAAGGGCUGUGGUGUAUGGAUGAUGUCGUCCAGCCUGCCCCACGUCACCAGCAAUCAUGUCAGCUACAAUGGCCUGUAUGGCGUGGCAGUGUUUAGCCAGAAGGAUGGCUCCAGCGAGUUCCCUGGAGGCCAUGGGGCCCAGGAGAACUUCAGUGAGGACGGGGACGCCAUCCUCUGGGAGACAGAGCUGGAGAAGGAUGACGACCUGCUGCGCCGGCCCGUCACCGUCGCUCUUGUGGAGUCUAACAGCAUUAACCACAAUGGAGCCUCAGGACUCUACGUGCAGAGUGGCGAGGCACUGCACAUCAUCACCAACGUGAUCCACGCCAACGGGGACAGAGGCAUCACUGUGGCCCAGAGCAGCCAGCUCACCCAUGUGGCCAACAACAGCAUCUCCUGCAACCGUCAGAGCGGGGUCAAGGUCGAGGCCCAGUGCAAGGUGGAGCUCCGGGGCAAUGGUAUCUAUGACAACAGAGGCCAUGGCAUCAUCACCAAGGGUGACAGCACUGUCGUCAUUGAAAAUGACAUCAUUGGCAACCGCGGCAGUGGGCUGCAGCUGCUGCCUAGGUCCGACACAAAGGUAAUAAAGAACCGGAUCCAUUCAUUCCGGGCCUACGGCAUUGCGGUACGGGGUCGCGCCAAGGCCCUGGUGCAAGAGAACAUCAUCUUCCAGGGCAAGACCAAUAAGACCAUCUUUCAGCAGAUCUCAAACAACCGAGAAUGUAUCAUGCAAAACAAUAAGUUCCUGGUCUUCAAGAAAAAGUCUGAUACGUGGCGCCUGGUGAACCCACCAGCACGGCCUCACCUUGAAAACUCUCUUAGAGGCCCCUCUGCAGCCCAUAAUGGGCGGAAGGUGGCAGCCAUGGCUACCAGGAUCACAGCCCGUGUGGAAGGUGGUUACCACAGCAACCGCAGCAUUUUCUGCACCAUCCUAUAAGGAUGAAGACCUGGCCCAUCUCAGGUCUAGGCCUGGAAGGGGCAGGUGAGGCAGGAGGCAGUGCUGUCAGAGGACUCCUGGAACAGCAGCCACAUCCCCUGCCCUCAGGCCCAGGCCUUGACAGGUGCUCAGAAGAGCAAGGACAUGAAGCCUUCAGAAGGGAAGAAGUAGUACCUGAGAAGACUCCAGGCCUCUUUCCUCUAACCUACCACCCUUCACCAUGUGAAAAAACAGGCUCCCAGGUCUCCUGCAGACUUUAAAAACAAGGUACCUCCAAGACUCUUCUACUCCAUAACCUGCAGUAGGAAGAAACUUAGAAAUGCAUUUCAAAAAGACGAAAAAAGACAAAAGUUGGUGUGUUUCCAGUCAUUUGAGCUCUUGUGAUUAUAAAGGGUCAGGGAAACGCAAACGAUCUGUGAGGCUUUGAUCAGGUUUUUCUGUUGAGUUACAGGGAACCACAUCUCACACCAAAUACAGACUCUUCUCAGGGAAGAGCAGAUUUACUCCUGAGGGAGGGAAAUAAUUCUGCUGAGGUGGGAAGACAAAACUGCCCUAGAACUUUCCCCUUUCCUAGACCUGUCUCUCUUGAUCCCACCAGGGACACCAUCACACCCUCCCAACUGCCAGUGGAGCCAGGAGGAGUUGGGUUUGGUUUACUCAAGGAGACAGUUCUCUUAGACCUGGACAUAGACCUAUGAGGGGCUUGGGGCUGGGAGCCCCUCUUGAAAGGCAGCCCCCAGUGAUGACAAGAGGGCAUGCUGAAAACAGUAGGGGUGCAUGGACAGCUUCCUUCAAGUGGCUCAGGAGUGCAGGCAGGUGCCAAGCUGGGCAGGUACGGGGAUGCUUCAGGUUGCUCCUAGACUCAGGAGGUGGUACCUCGGUGCCAGCUGCAGAUUCAAAUCCCACAUGAGAGCACCCACACCGGCUGCACCUCCCAGGCACCAGCCUUGCAGACUAGAAGAUGGAUGUGCCUAGGGUCCCUUGUAUAUAUCCAUGCUCCCUCGUGGAUAAUCACCUGCCUUACUGCCCCUGCCAUGUUUCCCCACUCUGUGCCUUGGCUCAUGCUUUCUUCCUCUUGGCAUGCCUUUUUCUGCCAUCUCCAUGUUUAGCUUUAACACUGCCACCUAUAAACAGCACUCUCUUCCCUCCAGACGACAAUGCUCUUUCCUUCUUCUGAGCACCAAUAGCCCCCCUCUGCUCCCUCUCAGGGUACCACGCACUUUCUGCCUUGUUUUGGAGCUGUCCGGGUCAUACCCUGUCCUGUCCACUUGCCUGUGUGUUCCCCGAGGGUAGGGUAGGGCAGGGCCACGUCCUACUGCGUGUCCCCAGUACACAGCCCAGAGCUGGGACAGGGUUAGUGUCCUGAGGAAAGGAAGGCUGGCUCCCAAAGGGCUUUACUGAACCAUAAUAUAAAUCUGUCAAGGUUCCAGAGCCAGGUGGGCUCAGACCCCAAUUGCCUGAAGUGGGCUGGAUGCAGGACUGGCUCAGCCUGCACACUCCCCCCUCACUCAGCCUUCCAUGCGGGGCCUUCACCAGCCUGUUGGCGGGGGGGUUGCUGUCGUACACUUCAGUGGUCCUGGCAGUCCCUGGGUGCUGCUCUGCUGGGUGGGGCAGGAGGGAAGCAGAGGGAGCUAGGAGCACUGGGUUCUCCCUGAGGACCCUGGGCACAACAGCACCGGCCCCGCCUGUCCCCAGCACUGCCCUUCGCACUUCUCUUUGGUGGCCCCACUGUGAGUCGCUGUACAAAAUGCUGCCUUUAUUUUGUAAAAAAUGACUUUUCUGUGAAUCAAGUGCUUAUGAGAAUCUCAGUGACCAAAUAAAGUACUGUGUUAUUUGUGGGGUUUCCUUGGUCUG